This is a messenger RNA of Colossoma macropomum (tambaqui), 7052 nucleotides long. RefSeq names its product forkhead box J3 (gene foxj3). Gene Ontology annotation, biological process: regulation of transcription by RNA polymerase II. Gene Ontology annotation, cellular component: nucleus. Lineage: Eukaryota; Metazoa; Chordata; Actinopteri; Characiformes; Serrasalmidae. Bases 343 to 2175 code for a protein of 610 amino acids. Gene Ontology annotation, molecular function: DNA-binding transcription factor activity, RNA polymerase II-specific; RNA polymerase II cis-regulatory region sequence-specific DNA binding. The record is from RefSeq and is a predicted model, not a curated record. The transcript has 12 exons.
UCGUUCCUGAGUCGGGCAUCGCUGAAGGCGAUCUGGAGGCGGAGAGGCGCAGCGGAGCCGCGGACACACCGGCGCUGAGGGACGGCGGAGUCUCCACCGUACGACGGACACAGAGCACAGGCGCUUCUGGAUCAAGACCGGGGAGCUAGUUCUUAUUUAUUUCACCGAAAAGGAAGGGGAGGGGAGCAGUUAAAAGCCAGGCUGCCUCGCUCCAAAUAGGGCAGCCGCAACUGAAGGAAAAAAAUCCCCGGGUUUGACUCGGAGCUGUUAAGGCACCUGGGCUCCGACAUACGCACCUCGGCCAAUCUCCACCCCCCCCACCACCCCCACCAAGCUGCUGCCAUGACCUCAGAGUUGGAGAGCAGUUUAACCUCCAUGGACUGGCUGCCACAGCUGACCAUGCGGGCAGCCAUCCAGAAGGCGGAUGCCCAGAAUGCCCAUGGGCCCGGCAUGGCAAAGAAGAGUGCCCUUCUGGACCCCAACACCACACUGGACCAGGAGGAGGUCCAGCAGCACAAGGAUGGAAAACCUCCUUACAGCUACGCCAGCCUCAUCACCUUCGCCAUCAACAGCUCGCCAAAGAAGAAAAUGACCCUGAGCGAAAUCUACCAAUGGAUCUGUGACAAUUUCCCCUACUACAGGGAGGCAGGCAGUGGCUGGAAGAACUCGAUACGGCACAAUCUCUCGUUGAACAAGUGUUUUCUCAAAGUGCCUCGCUCCAAAGAUGACCCAGGAAAGGGUUCGUACUGGGCGAUUGACACGAAUCCAAAGGAGGACACAUUGCCCACACGGCCCAAGAAGAGGCCACGGUCUGGAGAGCGGGCUUCCACACCCUACAGCCUGGAGUCAGAGUCCCUGGGAAUGGAUUGCAUCAUCUCUGGAAGUGCCUCUCCAACGCUGGCAAUCAACACUGUGACUAACAAGGUGGCGUUGUACAACACAGACCAGGAUGGUAGUGACAGCCCAAGAAGCAGCCUUAACAACAGCCUGUCUGACCAGAGCCUGGCCUCAGUCAAUCUGAACAGUGUGGGAAGCGUGCACAGCUACACACCGGUGACAAGUCAUCCUGAGCCGGUCUCCCAGUCGCUGAGUCUGCAGCAGCAGCAGCCCCCCCAGCCCCAGUACAGCAUCCCUGAGCGGGAUAAGCAGCUCCUGUUCUCCGACUUCGAAGAUCUUAGUGCCUCAUUCCGCAGCCUUUACAAGUCUGUCUUUGAGCAGUCCUUCAGCCAACAGGGUUUGAUGGGAAUGCCGACGGAGUCGUCCCAGCAGACACACACCUCUUGCUCCUACCAGCACUCCCCCAGCAGCACCAUCAGCACACACCCACACAGCAACCAGAACAGCAUCACCAAUUCACACCCCAACAGCAUCCCCACCAGCGGCAGCCAGGUGCCCCUGUCCCACCCCCACAACUCCCCCCAUGGACAGCACCUGACACAGCACGGCCCGCACUCCCAGCACCCCCACGCUCAGCACAGCCAGCACUCGCACACGCCACACACACCACAUGGCCAGCAUGGGCAGCACCAGCCCCAUAGCCAACACACCCAACAUACCCAACACACUCCACACUCCCAGCACUCCCAGCAGCCCCAACAACAUCAACAGCACCAAAACCUCUCUCACCAGCCCCAUCCAGCUCAGCAACAGAUGCCCUGCGGCACCGGUUUGCUUAGCGACUGGUACCCAAACCUGGAUGCACUGAAAGAAAGCUGUCGCAUUGCCAGCAGCUACAACUGGGCCGAUGUAGACCUCUCACCUUUUCAAGGUUUGAGAGAGAGUAUGCGGCAGGCAGAGCUGAAUAACUGGUCUUUAGAGCCAACCCAAAUUGCAGACCUCUGCUCCUCCAUCAACCAGUUCUUUGCCCGCACUGGAGUCAUCCAGCCACAGGGGGCAGUGCAGUCGCCUGUUUGUCAUGGCUCCAUGCACUCCAACAAACCCAGCCAGCACAUUAAUACAGGAAAUAUGUAUAUGGACACAAGACAGAGCAUGUCCUCCAUGAUGGGUCCUCCAGGAUACCCACAUAUGCCUCCAAUGAGCAGCGCAGGCAACACCAUGACAGGCCAUCAUGCGCAGAUGAACCAGCAGCACAUGAUGCCUACUGGAAACUUCCAAAUGCGGCGCAUGCCCACCGAUGACAUCCAGGAUGACUUCGACUGGGACUCCAUCGUCUAGCAUCUGUCCCAGAGGAGAAGAGCGGUGUAGGAAAACGAGAGACGCAUGGAGGAUGAGAAGAGUGUGUAUGUGCGAGAGGGAGAGAGAGAGGGCUAGACCCACGCUGUCUGCACGCCCCAAGGCAGGAGGCAGAUUGAAACAGUGCGCUUAAAAAAAAAAGUGCAGGUGUCGUUUUUAAUGAGCUGAAAGAGACUCCUGUUGUCAUGGUGUUUUUAGGAAAUGAAACAAAAAAGAAACAAAAAAAUUUUACUUUGAAGACAAUCACAUUUACUAGGACAUGUUUAAGUGAUUGCUUUUGUACUUGUCUGAGGGACAAGUACGCUCAUGUUCAUGUUAAAUGUAAAACCCCUCCCGUUUCUCUGUGGCAAACCCCCUUUUCUGUGUCCUAACCAACUGCCUUUCUGCAAAUCUGCUAUUAGGCCAAGCUCUUCCCUGUCCUUAACUGUUGUGUGAUUUAUUUUUAUUUGACCUUAUUUUAUUUUUAUUUUAUUUUAUUUUUUCAGAGUGAUAUGUUUUGGCUUGUUCUCUCUCCUCUUGGCUCUCAUUCGUCAUGUGAUUGUUCCCUCUGAAAAUGCAGGCCACUUUUCAGACAGGAGGCAAGCUUUUCAGGUAAUGUCACUCAGUGAGACAUAAUUAUGUGACACAGUCAUGUGACACUGCCCGGGUCACUCCCUCUGCUGGCUCUGUAUAUCUCUGUGAAUUCUGGUGCUCCACACAUCACCUGAGCCUUUACUCUGUAAAGGGCUGCUUUCCUGGACGUGGAUUAAGCCUAGUCUUGGACUAAAUUGCAACGCCAGUGUUGUUAAAAAUCAUAAAAAAUCAUAUUUAGCCUUGGCUUAGGCUUAGUCGAGGUCUUUGAAACCAGCCAAAGGUGUACAAGUCCUCAAGCACCUGAAUCGGAUCUCUGUGCUAGCAAACGUUUAAUCCGUUAAUCGUUUUAAUGAUGAGUGUGGCUCAUAAAACAUUUGUAAAUUUAACCACAUUACCUGCAGUAUUUGUACUUACUUGUAUAUCUUUGCUGUCUACAAUGUAUCAUACUCCGUGUCUCUAACGUUUUUUAAAACAGUUUGAAACGGUGCAUCGAGAAGUGACAUUGAUUCAGCUCUCACCUUUUUUUUUUUUUAGUAAUCACUUACUCAUUUUUGUUUCACCGUCCACUCUCCAUGUGUCUGCAUGUGCAGUCUUCAUUUGGUUUUCUACAAUCUUCCAUUGCAGUCUCACCGUCUCCUGCUAGCACUGUGCUACUCUAUCUAGCCUUUUUUUUAAAGCCUGGCUACUCAAGCUGGCCUACUCGGGGUUUUAUGCUUUGUUUAGAAGCAAUGGCUGUUCAAAAGGGUGAUGAGAGAGAUAUUUAAGAAAGCCCAGUUUUACAUGCAUUGGGGGGAGGGUUUGGAAGGCAAGGGCCUGCUGAGAAGCUCUGCGCAGUCAAGUUUGAGGAAAGGAUGGAAGAGUCGCAUCAAGGCACAUUUGCUUAAUGGACCGUGCUAUAAGAGUUGUCUAUAUUUUAUAUCCUUGGACCAGCCGACAUGAAACUUCUAGCUGUUUCAGUCCUCUGACAAGGACUAUGUGCACAGAGGAUGCACCCAGUGCUUGUGGAGCGAGAGGAUUGGGAGGUACGCUGUACUGUAGAGGAAAGAGGACAGUAACAUUAAGAUAGCAUUGCUUUAAAAAUUUAAAUUGGGGUGGCAUUGCUUUAAACAUUUACAGUUGCAUCUUAAUCGCCACAUGUGAGAGAACUUUUGGUUAUCCUCACAAACAAGUGAUGCUUUUGUUGCAGUUCACGAUAUACCAGUGAAUUGGGAGUUUAGCAGUAGCUAGUAAUUUUGGGAGUUGGUUGCUAGCGAGCCGGCUAAUUCACCAACUAAACAUUAAAUUCACGAAGUAUAGUAAUACCAUCAAAUCCAGCUUCCUGACUGACUGCAACAAUGCCGCUUUUGUUGUGUAUUCGCUUACGGUUUGGUUGAGAACAACUAAUUAAAAUUAGUGUUUCCUUCAUCUUGAAUCUUCAGUGCUGCUUUAUGAAGCCCCGUCCCUUUGGAGGUCAACGCAGCUGAAGCAUGUUAUUGGUCGAUGAUGCAAAUACCUGUGUCAAGCUAGGUUUCAUAUGCAAAUUGAUGCGAAACGCUAGUGUGACUGGGCUUUAAGAGCAAAAACAUUAAAGAGACCUAGUCCCAAGCCAAAUUGUUUCAGUGUAGGUUAACUGUUGUGGUAUGUGCUUGUGCAAUAUUAUUAAUUUAGGGUUAUUGGUUAUGUUCACAAUCAUUUCUACCAAUAAGCACAAAGCUAAUGGAGGUAGAUCUAGUUUAGACUAAACUAAUCCCAUUUUGGAGGUACAGGCAUAUUUUAGGGUAUGUCAUGGAGAAAGGUGGUUAGUGCACUUUGCUAGCAUGUGGUGAAUGCGAUGAGUUUUAGAAGACUUUUCAUAGAAUUGACAAGCCAUAGAUUUUGGACUCUGAUGUUGGUCCUUGCCCAAGGGGACUUUGUUGCUUUAUUAAUCUCCUCAUUAAUGGAAGUGUAAUUGCACAUUAUUAUGUCUUAUCAUGAGUUAUCAUGACUAUGGCCUAUUGACAAUCAUGUUUUUGUAUUUCAGUAUUAUAGAAUCUACAGACUGAGUAUUUGAAACUUAAACUCCACUUCUAUUGGGCCGUCUUCCUUUAGGCCCAUGAUGUAAUGGAUUACAUCAUCAGUAAUGGAUCUGUUUGAAAGAAAUAGUUCUCCUACAAAUAGUUUUUUGUAAGGUUUUGAUGGAUUAGGAGUUAGAACCUGUCACAAAUACCAAUUUUAACAACCUAAAAAUUCAGACUCAUGAAAUCAGCCAAUAUCAUUUAUAUGGUCAAAAUGAAACAGGCCCCAACAGUGCUCUACUGACUGAUCAUUGACAGUUUUCAGUAAUAUUUCAGUCAAAGAUAAUCCUUAAAAGUUCUCAGAACUCAACUGGCAUGGCUGUCUUAGGUUUCAACCUUUCAUUAAGAAAAUGGGAGUUUGAAUCUCGACGAUGCCCAGAGUCUAAGAGAGAGACAUAAUUAGCUCUUCUUAAUAGGAUGCAUAAUUAAUCAUAUUUAAUUGGUAAGCAGUACCUGAAACAUUGAAUAAAAACAAAUAAAAUCAUUGUACUCGCUUUUAAAAAGUAAUGUUUAAAUGUGGCACCACUGCAGCAUUUUGUCUGUUGAACCUGAUCAAACCUCAGCUAAACAAAAUAUGAUGCCUAUUUCUCAAAGUUUUGUGAUGUUAUUCUUACCAUCUUGCCCACCCCUUGCCUCCAUGGAUAAGAAGUUGCCUCACUGGCUUCAGCUGUCAGAAAUGUAAACUGUUUAGCCUCAUACGUAUUGAAUUACGUAUUUAAUUAGCACCAAACUCGUUCUGUUCAGUGUAAUGGGUUAUUGAUAGUGAUAGUUUUGGGAAGGACUUGCGUAUGCCAUUGUUUUUAUUUGAAUUACUUUUUUACAGGACAAAUUCUAGUCAUGCUUUUUAUGAUAUGACCCUAAUUAAAAGCUCAUCUUUAAGCAAGUGUUUACUCCUUUUUUUCCCCUCUGUAUUUCAUGAUUGACAGGUCAGAGACUACCCAUUUGUUCAGUGUGCCGUGUUGCGUCAGUUGUCUGUUUGAUAAGAUACCUGUAUCCAUAAUCAUUUUUCUUUUCUCAGCACAUCUUGCCUUUUUGUUACAGAUUGUGUUUGUAACCCACUUUGACCCAUAAAGCCUCUUCUAGAAAGUGCUUUAAGCUGCUUGCUUGUCAUUUGUGCACUUUGAAAAGAAGCUGAAGCACAACUGCAGAUAAUGUGCGUCAGGAUAUGCUGUAAAUGAACAUGCCUGGCGUUAACCUUUGCCCUCAGAACAUGUUCAGUUGACACCACAUUGGGGAAUAUGUCCCAUAUGCUGCCCAUAAAAGGACUGUUUUCUUUAAGUUGGAAAUACGCUAUAGGUACUGUGAACCUAUGUAUGAAAAUGAAAAAUAAAUAUAAAUAUAUAAUGGAGGCUUCGAGAUUAAUUUUAAAGGCAGCAGGCAAAAGGUUUUGUAAGUGAAGAGACAAGCAAGUUUGAUUAACCAGGCUGAGGGAGUGUGUGAAUACAGCUAAUGUAUUAGUUCUCAUAAAAAAAUAAUGAAAAAGAAGAAAAAAAAAAACUAAUGGGGUUGCUCCAUCAUUUGUGUGAGUGUCGUGUGAAAGUUGUGAUUGUUUAGAGACAAUUCCAUUUUAGUAAACGAGUGGAGAUGCACCUGCCAGAGAGAUUACUAUUAAAGGGGCCUGAGUGAGAAGCCUUGUUACAUUUAAGGGAGAAAACUGCCAACAAGUUCUGGUAUUUGAGGCCUAUUUUAUUCAUUGUUGGUGUGGUGUUGUGCUUAUUGUAAAUAUAUGUCUUUUCAAUUGUCCUUUUUUCCUCUGGGGUGGUGGGGGGAUCAAGGCAAGGGCUUUGGGUUCACCUAUGAAAGAAGAGGGAGAAGCAUACAGAGUAUUUUGUUAUUGUCCAAUCCAAGGGUGAUACAGUAUGUAUAUAUCUAUAUUGUAUAUAUGUGAUGAAAAUGCGUUGGCUUUUUGUGUGACACUACCUUCUACCUGUACUAUGGUUCAACAUUAAAUGUGUUAAUGUUUAUAUUAUAUUUUAAUCUUUAUUUUCUGUUUGCUUUGUCUGUGUCGUUUCUUGUAUUUGCUGUUUUGUUUAUUUUCCUUUUUUUUCUUUUUGUUUUCUUUGUUUGUUUUUUGGUUAUUGCACGGUUUAUUACUUUUGCUGUCCAACAAAAUGACACAGCUACUCUUUGUAUCGGUUUAGUGCUGUAACAUAACUCUGAAGUGUCAUUAGGAUCGUCAAUACCACCCCCCCACCCCCCUCAUAUGCAUGAAUGGCACUUAAAGAAAUAAACUAUGUUAACUUCACUGUGGAA